Messenger RNA from Paramacrobiotus metropolitanus, 2956 nucleotides. RefSeq names its product gamma-tubulin complex component 2-like. Gene Ontology annotation, molecular function: microtubule minus-end binding; gamma-tubulin binding. Gene Ontology annotation, biological process: mitotic cell cycle; microtubule nucleation; spindle assembly. Gene Ontology annotation, cellular component: equatorial microtubule organizing center; gamma-tubulin small complex; spindle pole. The transcript is spliced from 8 exons. The coding region runs from base 477 to 2627 and encodes 716 amino acids. Lineage: Eukaryota; Metazoa; Tardigrada; Eutardigrada; Parachela; Macrobiotidae. The record is from RefSeq and is a predicted model, not a curated record.
ACUUCACUAUGGCGUAAACACCAGAUUAGGGCCAAUUCCAGUCAUUUAUAUGGAAAAAUCCAUUACACUAAGUGUAAUAGAAUGUGGAAUUGGAAAAUCAAAAUUUGAGAAAAAUUCUAAGUCCAGCAUCCGGGUUGGCAAAAUCGUAAUCGAUGUUUUCAAAAUCGACAAUCGAUGUUUUCCAAUUCCAGAUUUCCAAAUCGGAUGAGGCUGUCGGAUUUGGAAUUCCAUAAUGAGCAACUUCCAAUACCAUCCGUUUGGAACUGCUGCUUUGUUUUCGUUUCACCUGGCAGGUGAUCCGCCAGUUGCCAAAAACCUUCGGUAAAAUUUAAUGUCAAAAUCACUCAAAAAUAAAAAUCUAAAGUUUAUUUUGUUUGUGUAUGAUUUUAUCAGUAUAUUUGAUAUUUCCCUGGCGGCUGGCAGCACGAUUGCCAUUGUAAUUUUAUUCCAGCUAUGCUUUGAAUAUAAUUUAACAUAUGGCAUCAGAACCCGUCCAACGUGCGCAAUCCGCGACUCAUCCUCUGAUGUGUCUGGAUUUUUCUGACUAUGUUCCCGACGCACGUAGCGCUAAUCUGGCCCCCAUUGGCGGUUUGCCUUAUCUGGUGCAGGAAAGCAUCGUAGUACGCGAAUUGCUGCUCGUUCUGGAGGGAUACCAAGGCAUCUACAUCACAACGCCGCCGUUGCAGAAUGAGGAUACCACGCGCGAUUUUAACGUGGAUUCCUCGCUGGAUCUGGCUUUGAAACACACGGUGGAGGAACUAAUUCCUUGUGCCAGCAUGUACUCGACAUUAGCACAAUUUGUCGACUCCGCUGGUGAUCCUAAAAUGGGGAUGACGGUGCGCGCGUUCGCGCAUGCCAUUCGACAGUUUCUCAGAGACUAUAAAAGUUUUAUGGUUGAAUUAGAUGAUGUUUUCCGGGAUGGUCAGUUAACCAUCCAGCGACUGCAUUCCCAGAUGAUGCCCCUCUUUCCCGCCCUGGAAAUGAUGGCUGGUAUUGUGCAGACGGUCACCGAGGGAAAGCUCCGCGGUGGCGCUCUGCUUUCCGCGCUGCACGAUAGAGUUGUGCGCUUUUCUCCGAAAAAGGAAAUUGAACAGCUUGUCUUGCACGUGGUAACUGCGACGGCGGUGCCGUUUCUGCGCAUGCUCUCCAAAUGGAUCUAUGAAGGUGUCGUGGAGGAUCCUCAUCGCGAAUUUAUGGUGUGCAUUUAUAAUGUGGAAAUUAAGCGGUCAAAACAGCAGUCGGACAAGGGGAAUGUCAACACGGGAAUUCAUACUUGUGCGUAUUGGGAAAACCGGUACAAACUGGUCCAGACGAUGGUGCCUGAUUUUAUGGAGGAAUACACAGAGAAGAUUGUGUUGUGCGGAAAGUAUUUGAAUAUUAUUCGCCAGUGUGGAGAAGAAAUCUCGGUUGCUGAUGCGUCCCCUCUAGCGUAUAAUCGCGAUCCACGGCACCUUCAGAUGCUCGUGGACGACGCCUUCACGAUGGCCAGCGGACGACUACUGACGCUCAUGAUGGAGUCUGAAGAUCUCAUCACGAGAUUGCGUUCAGUGAAGCACUUCUUCCUGCUGGAUCACGACGACUUUAUUGCGGAGUUCUUAAGCUUUGCUGCGCACGAAUUAACCCUGCCGCUAUCUGGUCAGGUUGUCACCGUCAACAAACCAUUUGUUUAUUCAGCCUUUGAGGACGCUCUUCGCUACAGCACUCUCUAUCACGAUCCGUACAAAAAAAUGAUGAAGCCCACGUUUUCGAAAUUUAACAUACUACAAAUUCACGCAAAGGAUAGGAAGAAUCAUAACCAAAUAAGUUCAUCGUCAUCAUCGUCCUCCGACAUACUUCUCGGUAUGGAUUCGUUCUCCAUGAACUGCGAGAUUCAGUUUCCUUUUUGUUUAAUAAUUUACGACGAGGCUAAAUUCCACUACCAAAUGCUAUUUAAAUUGUUUUUCCGGCUGAAACUCAUCGAGUAUCAUCUGAGUCGGGUGCGGAUGAAUUGCAAAGAUCCCAUUUGUCGUCAGUACAAACCCUACUGUCUGCCCUUCGUACACCAGAUGCGCGAUUUCAUCAACAGUUUGCAGCAGUAUUUUUCUGCCGAAGUCAUUGAACCCUUGUGGCACGCGAUGAUGCAACAGAUUCGCACGGCUAAAACAUUCGAUGAAGUGUUUGUACUGCAUAGGGAAUUCAUUAGCACAUGCGCUAACGAUUGCUUCCUUGGGGACCGUGACAUCCUCAGUCAGCUGUACCGACUUCUCGAUGGAUGUCUCAAGUUGUCUGCCGAUUUAAUGGAUCCACAAUUUUUCGCCGGAGACGAUUGCCUGGCCAAAAUUGACAAGAUGCGGGCGCGUUUCACUCAUCGAAUGGUCAGUCUGCUGGAGCACAUGAGCAACACUUCCGAAACCCGUGAAUUUGAAGGCCGACUGCUGAGCGCCAUGCACCGUCUGGAUUACAAUAUGUUCUACACGGUGAAACUAGCUGAGCGUGUCCGCGAGAAAGCCCAGUCCAAUUCACAUAGCUCGCAUGCAUCGACAGCAGCGGGCACUCUAUCAUCCCAUUCCUCCCGUACUUCCUCCCAUCAGGCGCCCGCCAGCCGUUCAGUGGCCUCUUUGGCCAUUGGAACAAUCUCCAGGAAUUAAGCAUAUUCCCGAAUUAGGGUCAGUUCUGUCGGCGUCGGUUGAUGACAGCCGGGCUGACUGACCGGCGGAUGUUGGAUUUAUGAUCUACUUGUGCCUUUUACUAAAUUAAUUAUAAGCGGCAUGGCUGACCUUGCGUUUGCCCAGGGGCCAGCAGGAGAGCGGAGUGCAUUUAAUAGUGAUCAGUUGAUCGGUGGCACUAACACGAUUAAACUGACCGGAAAUGGCAUGCAGCUGCGAAGCCAUUUGGCCGAGAGUGGACAAGUGCAUUGAUUUCUCUGGGAUAUUGGUCACGAUUUACUAAUAAAACGUCCGUGCUGUCGGUUCAGUGA